AAUGAUAUUAAUUAGCAAUAUUCAAUUCUUGGUUUACUUUGAUUACUUCCACUAUCUAAUUAACUUCCCUUCUUUAGUUACCAACAUAAACCAACACAAAAUUUUUUAUUACAAUAAUUUAGGAAUGAAUGCUGAUGUAGGAUUAGUUCAUAUGACAGCAACACUUAUAAUCCAAACUAUAUAAAUAGACCUCAUUACCAACUAACCUAACAUAUAACUUGUUAAUCAUAACUACAAUUCCAAAACCACAAAUUAAAAAAAAAAAUUUAAUUAAGUGAGUGAGAAAUUAAAAUGAUGGCAUUAUCUCAUCAAUUUUGUUCUGUAGGAUGGCUUUUGGAUGAUCCCAUAAGCCAUGAUCAUCAUCAAGCAAAUAUGAUCAACUAUUUGUCUGCAGAUAGACCACAAGAUACUUCGGAAUAUUCCAUCGAUCUUCAUUCUCCGAAUUCAUCAAGAACAAACCCUAAAAUCAACGGCGGUGAUGGAAACAAGACCGUCAAGAAGCUCAACCACAACGCCAGCGAACGUGAUCGUCGCAAGAAAAUCAAUAAUCUGUACUCUUCUCUUAGGUCGCUUCUUCCGAACGAGGAUCAAUCUAGAAAACUGAGCAUACCAGCCACAGUUUCAAGAGUGGUGAAAUACAUUCCAGAAAUACAGAAAGAAGUUGAAAGGCUAACUCACAAGAAAGAAAUGCUGACGUCAAAGAUUACGUCACCAUCUGCACCGUCAUCAUUUGGUCUGAAGAAACAAAAUAAUAUAAAUUCAUCAGCUGUAACAGCAACACAGAUAGGAGAGAGAGAAAUCGUGUUUCAGAUAUCAAAAGCUGACUAUCAAAAGCGUGCUUUACAAAUUUCUGAAGCUGUAACGACUUUUGAGGAGCAAGGGUUUCUUCUCACUAAUGCCACUUCUUUUGAGUCAUUUGAUGGCAGAAUUUUCUUUAAUUUGCAUAUUCAGGCACAAGGAAGUCAUCAAGUAAUGAAUGCUGAAAUAUUGAAGGAGAAAUUGUGGCCAUUUUGAGACAAUUGGAAGAAUUAAAUUA
Messenger RNA from Erythranthe guttata (spotted monkey flower), 1036 nucleotides. Its product is annotated as transcription factor ORG2. Gene Ontology annotation, cellular component: RNA polymerase II transcription regulator complex. Lineage: Eukaryota; Viridiplantae; Streptophyta; Magnoliopsida; Lamiales; Phrymaceae. The record is from RefSeq and is a predicted model, not a curated record. Gene Ontology annotation, biological process: regulation of transcription by RNA polymerase II. Gene Ontology annotation, molecular function: RNA polymerase II transcription regulatory region sequence-specific DNA binding; DNA-binding transcription factor activity, RNA polymerase II-specific; protein dimerization activity.